AUGUUAUAUAAUCCCAAUGAGGCAAUCUUGCCAAACUUCACAACCGUCGAGUACACCACGGCCAGGGCUUGUCUAAUCGCUAGAGGUCUCAUGAACGAAGAAGCAGCUGCGGAAGCGCUUGAAACUAUCUGGACCUUCAACAACGACACUGCCAAAGACGCUUGGGCAGAGCAAGCAGAAAUAGAACUAAGGCAGGCUCAAGAAGCUCGGCGGGUUGCAGCCGAGCAAGAGCAAGAACGGCAGCAAGCGCUGGAAGACGAACUUAUUGCAGCGCGCAAGGAAGAACACAAGAAGAAUAAAGCUAAAUUCAUCCCCGUCUCUACAGCUAAGAUACUGACCAUUCCCACCGUCAUCCCUUCUCACUAUGCUGUAUGCAAACUCAAAACUGGGGAUUACUGCGAACUCUUUUACUUCACCAAUAAAGGCCUGUCCGAAGCCAAGAAGAAUCUUCUCUCAACAAAACCGUAA
Molecule: messenger RNA, 468 nt
Organism: Suillus fuscotomentosus
Lineage: Eukaryota; Fungi; Basidiomycota; Agaricomycetes; Boletales; Suillaceae
Exons: 1
Coding region: 1-468 (155 amino acids)
Source: RefSeq, a predicted model, not a curated record